GUUUCCGCGAGGCGGUUCUUUCAUCUUCUUCAAAAAAUCGCGAGGCGGCUCUCAUUCAUCUUCCCGGUGAAAUUCUCAAUCAACAAUGGCGAAUAACAAUCAUGGCGGCGGUGGCGGUGGACCUAGCCGACCACCGAUAAGUAAACUGCUGGACAAUUGCCGCCUAAUUCACACUCGCCAUCCCAAUCUCAUCUCUAGCUUGUGCCUCCCAGGCGAUGAAGGUCUCACUUUCGAUCAGCUCAAAGCGGCCAUAUCUGAUAGGCUUACUGCGAAGCUCGCGCAAAUUGAAGCUCGACGUCAGGAAGCUCGACGCCAGGAAGCUCAACGUCAAGUACUUGCUGACCAUGGCUGCGCUCAAGAACUUGGUGAAUCGUCUAGUGGAGAGGCAUCGAAUGGUGAGCUAGUUAAAAGGGUUGCAACUGAGAACUCACCACCCUCACCAAAACAGUAUGAUGAAGCAUUGCUUGCAAAGAAACAGUCUGAUGAAGAGUCUCAUGCAAAGAAGGAUCAUGGCAGCAGUGGUGGUGGACCUAGACGACCACCGAUAAGUGAAGCGAUGGAAGACAGUUACCACCAAGUACUUGCUGAUCAUGGCUGCGCUCAAGAACUUGGUGAAUCGUCUAGCGGAGAGGCAUCGAAUGGUGAGCUAGUUAAAAGGGUUGCAACUGAGAACUCACCACCCUCACCAAAACAGUCUGACAAAGCAUUGCGUGCAAGGAAACAGUCUGAUGAAGCGUCUCAUGAUAGUGGAGAGGCACCAGUCGAUGAAACAAGCUUGGGUGGAAUGAGUCGGACCUUUGAGGAUGUAACAGAAAGGAUCUUCUCUGAAGAGAGUUCUGACCAUGAGUAAUCUGAUGACCUACAUUGCAUUGUACAAAUUUCUUACUCUCUUGAGCAUGUAAAGGCGUUUUCUGCUUUAGAUUCUUCUAGUGUUUGACUUGUUUCAUGAAGUUAGACUUGAAUCCUACUGUCUUUGUGGCUAUUAUUCAAUGAUUGACUUAGCUGCCA
Brassica oleracea var. oleracea is the source of this 1008-nucleotide messenger RNA. RefSeq lists its product as uncharacterized. Bases 86 to 850 code for a protein of 254 amino acids. The transcript is spliced from 6 exons. The record is from RefSeq and is a predicted model, not a curated record. Lineage: Eukaryota; Viridiplantae; Streptophyta; Magnoliopsida; Brassicales; Brassicaceae.